GUCCAGUGCACCACCACAGGGCCUCGUACUCGCGUGGUGCUGAACAGCGCGACCCAUAAACAGCUCCGAACGUCUCUAUCUAUACCACUUUUGCGCUUGCUGCAUUCCUGGCUCGCGAUUCUCGCUUUGCACUCAAGGAGAGCACACACUCAACUGCACUCAGUGCCACUCACACUUCGUGAGACACGCAGUCGGCAGAACAACCACAUCAACGAUGCGCACCUCGACGGGCUCCACAGACUCUGCAAGCUCCACAUCCACCUGGCGCCGGAACCACGAUGAAUUCCAGGACGGCGAACUGGUGGAAGUAGUGAACGACUUUUACGAGGACCAGCCGCCGCGAAACUUGAAACACCACUGCGGGAUAGUCGUGCCGCGGACGACGGAGACGACGGUCUGGGUACACCCGCCGGACCAGGGCGUGGCCGUCGCUCUGCACGGCUUGGACCCGAUGGUGCUGCCGACCGCAGCGCUUCGACGCCUGUCGCCGCGCAAGCAGCCGCUGGCCCUCGGCGUCGACGUGCGAGAAAAAGACGGAGCACUGCUGCUGACGCUGCUGCACGGCCGCGGGCUGCCCAAGGAGCUCGCGCGGUACGCGCUGCGGUUCCUCUACGUGCAGCGAGUACAUAUGAGCGAGGUGUCCGUGCGCGCUGCGUCGUCGAAUCGCGGCGACUUCCCGCUGUCGGAGCUGCUGUCGCCAAGAGACGACACGUGGUGGAUCUCGACAUUCAAGGAGCAGUUCGAACACGAGUGGGUCGAGCUCGCCACGUCCAGCGACGGGCUUCCCCGUCGCGUCGCUGGCGUGAAGAUGAAGAUCCCACCGCUCCCCUACGGCCCCCUCUCCGCCAGAAACUUCGACGUGUGCUGCUGUGGCGUGGACGGGAAAUUGCACUACGGGAUCUUACGCGCGGAGACCCUCGACCGCGCCGAGCUCCAGGAGUUCGCACUACCCGGUAGCGGCGUCGAUGCGGUGACCGUACGCAUCCGCGUUUUCGCCAUGGCAGCGCCACGGCAGCACUCGUGCGGCAUCUUCCAGCUCGCGCUGUUUUGAGAUUUUCCCCCGCGCGCGAUCCACCACCCCAACUCCAUCGACGCGCCCCCAUCACAACGCCGUCGACGCGCCACCACAACCCCACCGACGCACGGCCGUAGCCCAAAUGUAUAUGUAACACAUUGUCAAGC
Molecule: messenger RNA, 1182 nt
Organism: Pelagomonas calceolata
Lineage: Eukaryota; Pelagophyceae; Pelagomonadales; Pelagomonadaceae
Source: the annotation of a GenBank genome assembly